Messenger RNA from Cajanus cajan (pigeon pea), 2357 nucleotides. RefSeq names its product long chain acyl-CoA synthetase 1. Gene Ontology annotation, cellular component: endoplasmic reticulum; membrane. Lineage: Eukaryota; Viridiplantae; Streptophyta; Magnoliopsida; Fabales; Fabaceae. Gene Ontology annotation, biological process: fatty acid metabolic process; cutin biosynthetic process; wax biosynthetic process. The record is from RefSeq and is a predicted model, not a curated record. Gene Ontology annotation, molecular function: long-chain fatty acid-CoA ligase activity.
ACUAUUAAUUUUGGAAUUUUAAAAGAGAAACAUCGGGUUACUGUUUUAAAACAACAGCAUGGAUGGAGUUGGUGUUCUUCUUACAAGUGCUUGCUCAGGUUUCAGAGAGUAAUAAUCCAGAAGGAUGAAGAGUUUUGCAGCUAAGGUUGAGGAAGGAAGAGAAGGUACUAAUGGUGAGCUAUCUGUAGGUCCGGUAUAUCGCAACCUCCUCUCCAAAAAUGAGUUUCCUCCACUCGAUCCUGAUUUAAAUAGUGCAUGGGAUAUUUUCAGCAUGGCUGUCAAAAAGUAUCCUAAGAACCGUAUGUUGGGAUGGCGUGAAUUUGUUGAUGGAAAGAUAGGACCAUAUGUCUGGAAGACGUAUGAGGAAGUUUAUGAUGAAGUUCUGCAUAUUGGUGCUGCUUUACGAGCAUCUGGUGCUGAACCUGGCAGUCGAAUAGGAAUUUAUGGAGCUAACUGUCCUCAAUGGAUCGUGGCAAUGGAGGCUUGUUGCGCCCACAGCUUGAUUUGUGUUCCUCUCUAUGACACCCUUGGGCCAGGUGCUGUAAACUUUGUUAUAGAUAAUGGAGAAGUAGAUUUUGUGUUUGUCCAAGAUAAGAAGGUUAUACAUCUUUUGAAUCCUGAUUGUAAAUCUUCUCAACGACUGAAAGCGAUGGUCUCUUUCACUUCAUUAACAGAGAAAGAGAAAGACAAGGCCAUCACCAUUGGAAUUAAGCCAUAUUCAUGGGAAGAGUUCUUGCACAUGGGGGAAGAAAAUCCAUCAAACAUUUUACCACCUCAGCCUUGUAAUAUCUGCACAAUAAUAUAUACAAGUGGAACCAGUGGAGACCCUAAGGGUGUAGUCUUGGCCCAUGAAAACAUUACGGCAUUCGUAAGAGGAAUGGAUCUUUUCUUGGAACAAUUUGAAGAAAAGAUGACUGUGGAAGAUGUGUAUUUGUCUUUCCUCCCAUUGGCUCAUAUUCUUGACCGCACGAUCGAGGAGUACUUUUUCCAUAAGGGAGCAUCUGUGGGUUACUACCAUGGGGAUCUAAAUGCGUUGGCGGGUGAUCUAAUGGAAUUGAAACCAACGUUUUUUGCCGGGGUUCCCCGAGUUUUUGAAAAAAUUCAUGAAGGUAUCAAAAAAUCAGUGGAAGAACUCAAUCCAGUGAGGAGAACAGUUUUUGGCAUGCUUUACAAAUACAAACUUGCCUGGAUGAACAAAGGAUAUAAACACAGUAAUGCAUCACCUUUAGCAGAUCUGUUAGCUUUCAGAAAGGUCAAAGCUCGGUUAGGUGGGCGUAUUAGACUAAUAAUAGCUGGAGGUGCACCCUUGAGCUCAGAGGUGGAAGAAUUCUUGCGCGUAACUUCUUGUGCUUUUGUAUGUCAAGGCUAUGGUUUGACUGAAACUUGUGGGUCAACUACUCUUGCCUUUCUUGAUGAAAUGUGCAUGCUUGGUACUGUUGGUUCUGUAUCUGUAUACAAUGAAAUACGGCUGGAGGAGGUUCCAGAGAUGGGGUACAACCCUCUUGGAAGUCCUUCAUGUGGUGAGAUAUGUGUGAGAGGCAAAUCUGUUUUUACUAGCUACUACAAAAACCCCGAGUUAACAAGGGAUGCCAUAAGAGAUGGAUGGUUUCACACAGGGGAUAUAGCAGAACUGCAACCUAAUGGUGUUGUAAAGAUUAUUGACAGGAAGAAAAAUCUUAUAAAGCUUUCUCAAGGAGAGUAUAUUGCUCUUGAGCAUUUGGAAAAUGUUUAUGGAAUCACUCCAAUUGUUGAAGAUGUAUGGGUUUAUGGGAAUAGCUUCAGGUCAGCGCUGGUUGCAGUAGUGGUUCCAAAUGAAGAAAUUACCAAGAAGUGGGCAUUUUCAAAUGGUUACAUGGCUCCUUUCUUAGAACUAUGUUCUCUAGACCAAUUCAAGAAACAUGUGUUAUCUGAACUCAAGAUGACUGCUGAUAGAAACAAGCUGAAGGGCUUUGAAUAUAUCAAAGGGGUGAUAUUAGAGCCGCAACCAUUUGACAUGGAAAUAGACUUGGUGACUUCAACAAUGAAGAAGAGAAGAAAUAAUAUGCUCAAGUAUUAUCAAGUUGAAAUAGAUGAAGUAUACCGAAGUUUGAGUGGAGAUAAGCAUAAAGUUUGAGGUUCAUGAAACUGUCGAGGAUAAUAGUACCGGUUGUUCCCGUUCCCAAACUCCCACAUAAUCACAUAUGUUGUCCAUAGCCGGUAAUGCUGUGGUUUGUUUUGUUAGGGUACUGUGUGGCUUGUGCAGAACUGUCUAGCACCUAAUUGUCAACUGUACUGUGUGGCUAGUGCAGAAGCAUCUAGUACCUAAUUUUAAUUGAAUUUAAAAUAUAACUAAAUAAAAUGAUUUGUUUGGUACCAAA